AAAAAUGAAACACGUCUCAGUUCUGCUCCUGCCCCUCCUUCUGGGGUCAUGCUUGGCUGAAACCUACCAAAACGUGGCCGUUCGUGGGAAAGCAACCCAGUCAAGUCAACUUUUGAACCCACUUGCAUCAGCCAGCAAUGCCAUCGAUGGAAACCGUGACAGUACAUAUAGUGCUGGAUCGUGCACCCAUACUUUAUCACAGACCAACCCCUGGUGGAGGGUGGACCUGCUGGAGCCGUACAUCAUCACCUCCAUCAUCAUCACCAACAGAGGAGACUGCUGUACAGAGAGGAUCAACGGGGCUCAGAUUCACAUUGGCAACUCUUUACGAGACAAUGGUGUUGCAAACCCAAAGGUUGGAGUUAUUUCUGAAAUUCCUGAAGGCAGGUCUUUAAAAUUCACUUUUACCAGAACCGUGGAGGGACGUUAUGUGACCGUGACACUGACUGGUGCAGCAAAAAUCCUCUCACUCUGUGAAGUGGAAGUUUACGGUUACCGUGCCCCUACAGGGGAGAAUUUGGCGCUCCAAGGACAUGCUUCUCAGUCCUCACUAAAUUCUGGAGCUGUUGCAUAUUUCGCCAUAGACGGAAAUAAAGCCAGCCACUGGAACAAGGGCUCCUGUUCUCACACCAUCAGCGAGUACAGCCCCUGGUGGAGACUGGACCUGGGCAAAACCCACAAAGUGUUUUCUGUUAACAUAACCAACUACAGUAACACUCCCACAUGGAUUAAUGGAGCUAACAUACUCAUUGGAGAUUCCCUUGAAAACAAUGGCAACAACAACCCCAGGUGUGCUGUGAUUCAUCCCUUCCCUGGAGGCUUCACUGAAAACUUCACAUGUAACGGGAUGGAAGGUCGCUACGUUAACAUAGUUAUUCCUGGAAGAACAUCGUACCUCGCUUUGUGCGAGGUGGAGUGCAGGUUUGGCGUUAAAAAGCGUGCAGUAACAGACGCUGAGGGGAUGAUGAAACUGACUGUCCUCAUUGUGUUGCUCCUCCUGGAGACACACUCAGCUUACACCCAUGAAAAUGUUGCCUUACGUGGAAAAGCGACUCAUUCAAUCAGCUAUCCACACGAUUUCGGGGCCGCCAACAGUGCUAUCGAUGGAAACCGGGAUUCUGACUUUCACCACGGAUCAUGUACUCACACCGCUGAACAAUCCAACCCCUGGUGGAGGGUGGACCUGCUGGAGUCGUACACCAUCCCCUCCAUCAUCAUCACCAACAGAGGAGACUGUUGUUCAGCAAGACUCAACGGUCUAGAAAUCUACAUCGGCAACUCGUUACAAAACAACGGCCUUGGAAACCCAAAGGUCGGUACAAUUCCUCAUACUGGUUCUGGUCGAUCGCUAACUUUUCGAUUCGACAAUCCUGUGGAGGGACGGUAUGUGACUUUGAAGUUACCCGGUUCAAAAAGGAUCCUUAGCCUUUGCGAAGUGGAAGUCUACGGGUACCAUGCCCCAGCUGGAGAGAACCUGGCACUCCAAGGAAAACCAACAAAGCCCUCAUUGUUCCCAUUUGGCAAUGACAAUAGUGACAUUGAUGGAACUCGUGGAAGCAAAUUGGAAGAAGGCUCCGGUAGUCACGCAGGAGGAGAAAGGAACCCCUGGUGGCGUCUGGCUCUUCGCAAAGCCAACGAAGGGUUUUUCAUUAAGAUGUUCCGUGAUGACGAGCAACCCAGCACGCCGGAUCGUAAACUUCAACUCCAGAAAAAUGAAGAAAAAAAUGUGGCCUUACGUGGCAAAGCAACCCAGUCACAUCGCUAUUUGCACAACUUUGGGGACGCCAGCAGUGCAAUCGAUGGAAACCGUGAGUCUACCUUUCAUGCCGGUUCAUGCACCCACACUAUUGAAAUGGCCAACCCCUGGUGGAGAGUGGACCUGCUGGACCGCUACACUGUCACCUCUGUCGUCAUCACCAACAGAGGAGACUGCUGUGCAGAUAAGAUCAACGGGGCUGAGGUCCACAUUGGUGAUGCUUUAACAGACAAUGGUGUUGCAAACCCGCGGGCUGGUGUCAUUUCUGAGAUCCCUGCAGGGAGCUCAUUCACUCUGCCAGUGAAUGAUCUGGCUGGGCGUUAUGUGACGGUUAAUCUCCCUGGUGCUGACAGAAUUCUGACACUCUGUGAAGUGGAGGUCUACGGGUACCGCGCGCCGACUGGAGUGAACCUUGCACUCAAGGGAAAAGCCACACAGUCAUCAUUUUAUUCAGAAGGCUGGGCAUACUUAGCCAUUGAUGGAAACAAUGGCAACGAUCGGGUGGACGGGUCCUGCACUCACACCAACCCCAAUUUCGCCCCCUGGUGGCGACUGGAUCUGAUCACAACCCAUAAAGUGUUCUCUGUAAAGAUUGUCAACCGCAGAGAUCCUCGGUUCUCACCACGACUGAAUGGAGCUGAGCUCCGCAUCGGAGAUUCUAUUGAAAACAAUGGCAACAACAAUCCCAGAUGUGCUGUGCUUGAGAACAUCCCAGCUGGAGCUACUGUUGAAUUCAAAUGCAAUGGGAUGGAUGGUCGCUAUGUUAACAUAGUGAUCCCUGGAAGGGCGGAGUACCUGACUCUCUGCGAGGUGGAGGUUUAUGGGUCUGUCCUGGAUUAGGAUUGAGAGUUCCUUCUGUUGCACAAGUUGAGCCCAUCCUGUUGUGUGUACUAAAAGCAUUAACGUGUAUAUGAGGCUUCAUUUUGAUUAUUUUGCCUGAAAAACUGCUAAUAAAAUGUUGUGCAUCAUGAUAACAAGAA
Messenger RNA from Notolabrus celidotus (New Zealand spotty), 2736 nucleotides. RefSeq lists its product as uncharacterized. NCBI's taxonomy places the organism in Eukaryota, Metazoa, Chordata, Actinopteri, Labriformes, Labridae. The record is from RefSeq and is a predicted model, not a curated record. The coding region runs from base 5 to 2596 and encodes 863 amino acids. The transcript is spliced from 16 exons.